AAAACAUGAAGAGAAUGAAUGAAGCAGCUUUUUCUAUCAACAGGAAGCAAACAUCUGUUUACAUUUUCAGCCUUAUCAAGCACCAUUCUCCAUCAGCGUUUUUCAAAUGCCAUAAAUCACAACCAUGGCAGCUUUUAGAGAUGGAUUUCGGUGGCUGUGCACCCUUUUUGGAUUCAUUUUUUAUUUAGGAGACAUUGGUUCCGACAUUUUGUUGUCUGUGCAGUAUUUUAGACGUGGACAUGUCACAUGGGCUGCACUGACUCUUACGUUUGUUCUGGUCGCAUCUGUGACCGUACAGACAUUCAGCUAUGCGUGGUUCAAAGACGACAACAAGGAGAGUCAAACAAAUGUCAAGUGUAUUCCCACUUGCUAUCUGAUCGGGAUACAUUUACUGCAGAUAGGCAUUUGUUCAAGGUAUCUACGAUUCCUAAAGAGGAAAUUCAAAGCCCUUUGUUCAAAUCAGACAAGAGAGGAAAAGGACUAUGACUCUGGGCUGGCUGCAGAUCUCAGCAUGCUCCGUAUGUUUGAGACAUUUCUGGAGAGUGUUCCUCAACUCACUCUGCAGACCUACAUCAUACUGGAGCACAACCAUCGCUCCAAUCUGCAAUACAUCAGCAUGGCCAUGUCUUUCGUCACUAUAGCCUGGUCAACGGUGGAUUAUCGACGCUGUUUACGGUCCUCUUUAAGGGAUACAAAUGAAAUGCCAUCUGGAAGCCCAACAGCCAUUUACCUGUUCUACAAAAUCUUCACCAUCACUCCUCGAAUCCUCAGCCUGACGCUCUUCCUCAUGCUCUCCUACUUCACCAUUCCAGCAAUAGCGCUUGUAUGGCUGGUGGGAACCACCUGGGCAUUUGUGGAGAAGACGAAUUUCUGUACUUCACGAGUCCUUGAAUGGAUCUAUCGAGCCGUAGUUGGAGUUAUUCUCAUUUUUACAUUUUUUAACAUUAGGGGACAGAACACUAAAGUCCCCAUGACUGUUUAUUACAUAUUCAGCGUAACUGAAAAUCUUUCUGCGCCCAUAUUGUUGGCUCUGCUCAAACCGGAGUCUGAAGGGACUGACUAUUUCCUGCCCAUAAUACUUUUUAUUUUAUUUUCUAAUUCAAUAGGGCUGAUUUUUCUGGCGGUUUAUUACAGCCGUCUUCAUCAUCAUGUGCAUCCCCCUGUCCCUCCGUCUGAAAGGAUAGCAGAUGAAGUGGAUGGAGGUCCUCAAGUUAAGAAUGUACAAAAAAUGACACGUUUUAAUCAUUUUUUACAAAUAUAAUUAUCUUGCUCAAAAAAAAAAAAAAAAAAAAAAAUCUACAAUUGAAUUGACUUACUAAAUGUCAGUAGCACUUAAUUUAACAAUACAGUUUUGCAUACUAUUAACAUUACACGUCAUUACAUAAACUGGAUAAUAAACUCACAACUCCUAAA
This is a messenger RNA of Danio rerio (zebrafish), 1413 nucleotides long. It is a transcript of the gene xkr9, whose product is annotated as XK related 9. Gene Ontology annotation, cellular component: plasma membrane; membrane. Lineage: Eukaryota; Metazoa; Chordata; Actinopteri; Cypriniformes; Danionidae. The record is from RefSeq and is marked provisional.